AUGGUACUAUGGUUCAUUGCCGCCAAAGGGACUCCUCACUUGACAUGCGUGGCGCCGUUCGAAGGCUUGAGUGAUGGUCUACGGGGUAGUUUGCGCCGAGGCGGCAUUCCCAAGCCAGAGUUCACCGAAAUGGCAUGGAGCCGUUUGUCGCAUGAGUAA
Colletotrichum destructivum is the source of this 159-nucleotide messenger RNA. RefSeq lists its product as uncharacterized. The transcript has a single exon. NCBI's taxonomy places the organism in Eukaryota, Fungi, Ascomycota, Sordariomycetes, Glomerellales, Glomerellaceae. The record is from RefSeq and is a predicted model, not a curated record. Bases 1 to 159 code for a protein of 52 amino acids.